UAACCUCUUUAUUCUUGAAGUACGUGUUAUUACAGUACACGUAAAAAUGAAAGGUACAAAAGCGAAAGGCUAACUGCAAUUCUAUUAUUUUGUUAUACUGCACUCGCUGUUAUAGCCUUGACGUUAUUUUUUGAAUGAAAGUGUAAUCCCUGUGUUCUGCUUUUAAUUAUGGCCGAUUCACAAGAAUUACUACUACAGCAAAUUAAAGAACAAGGUGAACUAGUAAGAAAAUUGAAGGCUGCAAAGGAAUCGAGCGAAAAGGCCUGCGUGUCCAACAAAGGCAGUCCACGAAAUCAGUAUGAUUUAGCUGAAAUCGACACCCAUUUUUCACAACACAGUUACAUUUGCGGCUAUACGCCUACCAAUUGCGAUGUGAUACUUGCUAAAGACUUAGAAAAAAUAGAUUUUCGAAAAUACAUAUAUAUCCGGAGGUGGUGGAACCAUAUGCGGAGCUUCAGCGUAGCUGAAGUAACACAAUUCCCUAUUGUUCAACCUCCUGACGUUAUGAACUCAAAACCAAAAGGCGUUACUUUAUCUAUUGAAGUACAGAUAAAGGAAGAGGUAGCAAAGUUAUUAGCCCUUAAAGCCCAGCUCGCUCCAGAAGAUGCCGCUCCACAGAAGUUCACCCUCAAAACGCCGAAGGGAACACGGGAUUACACUCCGCAGCAAAUGACCAUAAGAAAUGAGGUUUUGCAGAAGAUUAUAACGGUUUUCAAGAGGCAUGGCGCUGAAUGUAUUGACACACCUGUUUUUGAAUUGAAGGAAGUAUUAACAGGCAAAUAUGGCGAGGACUCCAAACUAAUCUACGACCUAAAAGACCAAGGGGGCGAGAUCCUCUCGCUGCGGUACGACCUGACAGUUCCGCUGGCGCGCUACCUGGCUAUGAGCAAGAUCAACACGUUGAAGCGCUACCACAUAGCGAAGGUCUACAGAAGGGACAACCCGGCCAUGACUAGGGGGAGAUACAGGGAAUUCUAUCAAUGUGAUUUCGACAUCGCAGGCCAGUACGACCCGAUGGUGCCCGACGCGGAGUGCCUCCGAGUGGUCUCCGAGAUCCUGGACGCGCUGGACAUAGGCCGCUACGUGCUGAAGGUGAACCACCGCCGGCUGCUCGACGGCAUGUUCGAGGCCUGCGGGGUCCCCGCCGACAACUUCCGCGCUACCUGCUCCACAGUCGACAAACUGGAUAAGUUGUCAUGGGAGGAAGUGCGAACGGAAAUGAUAAACGAGAAGGGCGUAACUCCGGAAGCGGCGGACAAAAUCGGCGAAUACGUCAGAUUGAACGGCGGGACCGAACUCGUCGACAAACUGCUCAAAGACGAGAAACUGUCUAAAACUAAAGCGGCCGUCGAAGGCCUUGAAGGCAUCAAGCUCUUGCUCCACUAUUGUGAACUCUUUGGCAUUAAGGAUAAGAUCCUUUUCGACUUGAGUUUGGCGAGAGGGCUCGAUUACUACACUGGAGUUAUCUAUGAAGCUGUUUUAACUCAACCGAUCAAAGUAGGCAAUGAGGAGCAGACCGUCGGAUCGAUCGCUGGUGGUGGACGAUACGAUAACCUCGUUGGAAUGUUUGAUUCUAAAAAUAAACAGGUGCCGUGCGUGGGCGUGAGCAUCGGCGUGGAGCGCGUGUUCUCGGUGCUGGAGGCGCGCUUGGCGGCGGGCGCGCGGCGCGUGCGCGCGGCCGACGUCGACGUGUACGUGGCCUCCGCGCAGAAGAACUUCCUGGACGAGCGCAUGAAGAUCUGCGCCGAGCUCUGGAGCGCCGGCAUCAAGGCGGAGCAAUCAUAUAAGAAGAACCCAAAAAUGCUGAACCAACUGCAACACUGCGAGGAGGCGGGUAUCCCCCUGGCGGUGGUGCUCGGCGACGACGAGGUGAAGCGCGGCGUCGUCAAGAUCCGCCACGUCGCCUCGCGCGACGAGUGCGAGGUGCCGCGUCACCAGUUGGUGGACGAGCUGCAGGCGAGGAUAGCCGCGCUCAACACUACCCUCAAUGGAAAUAAAUAAUCUUUUUUUGUAUGUUCUUUGAAUUUGAUUCUCAGAUUCAUCAAGGAUUUGUUGUGUAAUUUACAUGGGUCUUGUGUGCCGAAAUGUUUACUGUAAAAUGUGACUUUAGCUCCCCACUGGGUAAUUGUGCUCCAACAGCUUUUAACAUAUAUCACCUCAUUUAAGUGCUACAACAAGAUAGUAAGGCUCUGCUUUAACUCGGCAUAUAACAUCAACAAUUAUUACUAUAUUACGGUAGGUAGGUACCUACCGCAAUAUAGUGAUUAUUGAAAUUUAAACUAAAUUUCGAAUCUUGGAGUAAAAUAGGCACAUUUUACUGUAACUUAUUUCAUGAUGCCUUCGUGCAAGUUAACGACUUAUUAUACUUGCCAAACGAGUCUACUACUAGAUAACAUGUCAAAUUAGAGAUAUUUAGUUAAAUUAUGUUGAUGGAGUUGAGAAUCAGUUCUAAGAUUAGCUAGCCUGAUUUGUGUAGCGUGUUCGGAGGCUAAAGCAUUUGUCCUGAACUAGUAAAUAUGUAAACCAAUGGACAUGCAAUUUUUGUGCUACUGAUCCUAUACCUCUUGCGUCAAAUAAUGGUCCCUAUCCUAUGAUAAUUCCUUCAAGUUUCUUUUGGUUGGGCAUUUUAAAGAUAAUAAAUUAAAGUUAUUAGUAUUACCGUAUUUUUAGUUUAUGAAAUAAACUACCAAAAAAUGUCUACAAAUGUUUUAUUCUGACAGCAGGGCCCAGUUUUAUAAAAUUACAAGUUACAGGUUACAAGAGUACAGGCUACAGGCACCUGUAAUGCACUGUGAACGGCUACAGGUGUUUUAUAAAUACACAUAAAUUAUUACAGUUGUAAAGAACCACGGUCAAUCUCGAUUACAUGUGAAAUCUACAGGUGUGAAGGACAUCACUAUUUUAAAAAAAACGUCUGUCAUAGAUACUCGGUGCUCUACUAAAUGAUGUGUUUUUGUUUGCUGUAAAAUAUUAAUUACUGGAAAAAUGGCCAGAAAUGAAGGAAAAAUCGAGUGGGAGAGCGGCGAUCCAUGCCAAGGAUAUACUUUUUGGGCCGUUUUCAGAUUCAGAUUAAGUUAGAUUUCAUGAAAUAUUUACCUAAUAAGAAAAUAACAUGUAAAUAAGUACUCUUUCACAUUUUUACAUGUAUCGUUUCGGUAGCGGCUCAAAGAUAAAUACGCUGUGUAUCGAAAAUUAUGAAUAGUACACUUUACCAUAAUGUGAAUGCACUAUAAUACUUAAAUAAAGAGACGAAUGCUAAUAAAUCAACGACAAAAUAUAUCGGGAAUAAUCCCUUUCCAUUUCCAAGUAGAUAAAAUAAAACGAAUCGUCAAUAAAAUCAGUAUCAAACAUAUUGUCACUUUAUUUCCUAUUUACUAUAUAUUACAGAUACAUUAACAAAAACUAAUAAGGUCAGUGCAUGGAAAAGUAUGCAUGCCCUGGCACAAUCGUUGGCGUUGGUGCUUAACAAUAAAGAGUAAAGUUUAAAAUCUCUCAGAAAACGAGUCUACAAGUAACUGCUGUUGUGCUGUUACAGGACUCAAGACGUAUGUAAGUUUUUGUUACAAGUGUACCAAUCUACACUUGUAAUUUACAAUAUUUUUAUAAAACGCUUGUUCGAUUAUGAGUUUAAAACUAUAAAACUCCCGUAUUUUCAUCUAUGGUUGAGCUACAGGCACUUGUACCUGUAACUUGUAAAAUUGUAACACAGUACUUUUAUAAAACGCAAAUUGUAAAAAACGGAGCAAGUGUUGCCAGUAAACGCCUGUAAACUUGUAACUUGUAACUUUAUAAAACUGGGCCCUGGUCCAUAUUAACUGCCAUAGGGACCAUCAUCCGACGGUAUAAUUUACAAGACGUAUAGUUUCUAUCAGCUGAAGACACCAAAAAGAAAAUUUAAUUAUUCGCUGUGAUAUCAUGAAAUGAAUGUGUUAAAACGUAUUCAAAUUUAAAUCCCUUUUUCAAACUACUCGUCAAUAAAACAUCCCUUGUAUACAUGACUGGUAACACAGAGUAAAGUUUUCUUGUGGACUGAAUAAUGUUUUAUACUUACGAUUUCUAUCGUUCGUUGGCAUAAUUUAUUUUCAUUUAUUUACGCGUGGUCUGACUCGCACUUGGUCGGUUUUUAUUUUAUCAUUUUGGGUACAAAAAAAAUCUAAUUACAUAUUUUUAACAAGUGAAUGCGUAUCAUUUAUCAUACUUUCGAAAGCAUUUAAAAUACUUGUAAUAUUUAUUUUAGAAUGUAAGUUGUGCUAUGUGCAUUUUGGUUUUCAAGAUCUAAAUACCUAAAGCUGUAUGUUACUUAUUUCUGUUACCUACAUAUUUUAUACAGGUUGUGUUGUCUUAACUCAAAUAGUUUUAGAAUGCUAAAAGUUACUAGAACCGCAAUAGUAUUUUGUAUAUGUGUGAAAUAAAUGAUACUGAUUUCAA
Cydia fagiglandana is the source of this 4428-nucleotide messenger RNA. It is a transcript of the gene HisRS, whose product is annotated as histidine--tRNA ligase, cytoplasmic. The record is from RefSeq and is a predicted model, not a curated record. Bases 169 to 2001 code for a protein of 610 amino acids. The transcript has 9 exons. Lineage: Eukaryota; Metazoa; Arthropoda; Insecta; Lepidoptera; Tortricidae. Gene Ontology annotation, molecular function: RNA binding; histidine-tRNA ligase activity; ATP binding. Gene Ontology annotation, cellular component: cytoplasm; mitochondrion; cytosol. Gene Ontology annotation, biological process: histidyl-tRNA aminoacylation; mitochondrial translation.